Molecule: messenger RNA, 1806 nt
Organism: Candidozyma auris
Lineage: Eukaryota; Fungi; Ascomycota; Pichiomycetes; Serinales; Metschnikowiaceae
Exons: 1
Coding region: 1-1806 (601 amino acids)
Biological process (GO): actin cortical patch localization; endocytosis; actin cortical patch assembly
Cellular component (GO): actin cortical patch
Molecular function (GO): Arp2/3 complex binding
Source: RefSeq, a predicted model, not a curated record
AUGUUCGAAGCUUCGUCAAGGGCCUCGGAUCUCACCUCAAUGACUCCGACGUUCGAUGCUUUCUGUCUGCAAAUAACUGCUCCCACGCUAGAAAGCGUGCGUUCCCUGUGUCGUCAUUUACUCAUAAACAGCGACCCCACAGAGUGCAACCAGUCUCUUUCCACUUAUCUCAAGACAGCCGUGGACCAUUUGCUGAAAGAGCUGGAAGUGUACCAUGUUUGUUCAGUUUUUGCACUAGAUUUGCUUCGGCUGAACUUGUUUACAAAGAACUUUGGCUUGUGCAUGGGCAAAAUCCUCAGCUUGCUCAAAGUCCUAAGUGACGCUGCCUCCGACGAAGAAGUCGAAAACUUCAAAAGCUUUUUACUGGUAAUCACGCUUCUUACGUUCAAACUUCAUGAUGAUCCCGUGAUGGGUGCAGCGUUCUCUGAACACAUAUCGGAUGAGCAAUUUGUGUCGACGUUGCGCUCGCUAGGCAUUAUCUCAGUUGUGGGAAACGUUCUAAACAAACACAUCACAUCCUCAAAAUCUUCUCAUGCUGCGUAUGUCUUGCUCAAAUUCAAUUGUGAUAUCAUUUUUCAGUAUUUGUACAAGGUGGUGCUUCUCUCAGAUGAAGAGUUUGAUUCGUUGACGAGAAGCCCGUUGAUUCCAACCCUCAUAGAUGAUCUCACCUCAAAUGACAACUUCAAUGAGUAUGAUGUCACAUACAACGAUUUUGAGGACGAAGAGAAGCUCGUUGCAUACGAGGAGUUCAAAUUGCUUCUUCUCAUCAAUGAACAAUACCUAAUGAAAACCAUAUCAUGUACAUCUAGAACGAAUAGAGUCUUUGAAGGAUUGCUGGUCAAUCGCAAGGGCGUCAAUGUACUAUGUGGGUUCACAAAUUUGCUAGUCUAUCAUCUCAAUCGUGAAGAGUCAAGCAUCAUCAAAAUUUUAAUGUUGAAGUUUCUUUACACAGUCUUUACAACGUCAUAUUCCGCUAAAUUCCCUUAUCUCAAUGACGUCAAGAUUCUACUUGAUAUCAUCCUCAGAGAGCUUAAUGACCUUGAUUACUCUCCAGAGCAACCCAAAGAAAAUUGCAUUCUAGCCCUCACCUACUUGAAGGUACUCAACCCGCUCCUCGUCUUCUCUCAAUUAUCCGAGCUUGACCCACCAUACAAGCCAUACGAAAUUUUGGAGACGUUACGAAAUGUUGUGAUCAACUGCGAUACUAACUCGUAUGAAAGGGAGUAUGAGGAUGUGUCUACUAAAUCCAACUUCGCAGCCAUCGUUAAAUCAGCCACAAAAUGCCUCAAUAUUCCAUGGGUUAAAAAGAGUUCCAAUGGGUUUAAGGUCAACUCUCUGUUGAAUUCGAGCAAGAAUGCUAGCUCUGAAAGUCUUGUAUCUAUCCUGUCAGUCAGCUCCAGAGUCGCCAAUGUCAAGCUUGGUACACUGGACAAUACUUCUUCAACAGACUCUUUAUCAUUCACUCGUGUGGCAUCCGUUAGAGCGUCCAACAAGGAUGACUACAAUCUUCAUACAAAAUCGCAUAAUUUGGAACUUCAAGGACUGAGAAGCAAAGACUCUAUGUUUUCAAUUAAUAAUGGCAAUGUCUUUCUACAAGAUUCCAGCAAAGACAACUCAGAGGAUCCGUUCGCCACAUUUGCAGCUGCUCGCACUGAACAGCUUCUAGAUUUGCCUAAAGAGUAUUUGGGCGGAAACAAUAAUUCUCAGCCUAAUAGAAAGCCAGAUACACUCAACGCCAGACAACAGAAGGCAAAAGUUAAAAGAGCCCCACCCCCGCCUCCUCCACCACCAAGAAGAAGGAGAUAG